UUGGAAAAUGAAAAAAUAUACAACCGAUCAGUUCCCGCUGUAAAAAAAAUUUUUCUGCAACGUAAUGACAAAGAUUCCAGACCCAAGCUUUACGUUUGGCAAACUUGGAAGGUACAGCGGCUAGAAAGCUUGUUGGCAGAGGCCAGAAGAAUUCUUGGGCUUGAAAAUAAUGAAGGAACUCGUAUUUUUACGCACAGUGGAGAUUUGGUAACCAGCGAAGAUCAGAUUGUUGAUGGACAAAUUUAUGUCGUUGCCGGUGAUGAAGAUUUUUACAAAAGACGUCAAAAACGAUUAGAAAAUAAAGAUGCAAUCUACAAUCGACCUGAUCAAACGCAUCCAGACGCUUACAUUAUCUAUGUUUUUCUGAACGGUAACGGACUCGAGUCCCAGUGCGUCCAUUUUCAAAGGAUGCAACUGGAAAGAGGAAUGGGUUUUGUUAUGGAACUGAUUGCCAGACGUUACGGUGUUAAACCUUACAAAUUAUGCAAGAUGGAUGGACAUCGUGUAAAGGAUGUUACGGAACUGAUGUCCCGUGGUGCAUACGUUCUAGUACCAGUUAGUCAGUCGUUUCGUGAUGCUUGGUAUUUCCUGCCGGAUAACGCUAUUGAUACCAGCGUUGACGUUGAUACAAUUAAACAACGUGAUGCUCAGCGAGAAAAGCUAAUUCUCCGCCAUGAUCAACGUUUAGCAGCACGUCGGAAACCCUCAAUGCCGGACGUCAGUGCUUUAAAUAUGGCACUGAGUAGGUGA
Enterobius vermicularis (human pinworm) is the source of this 750-nucleotide messenger RNA. Lineage: Eukaryota; Metazoa; Nematoda; Chromadorea; Rhabditida; Oxyuridae. The record is from the annotation of a GenBank genome assembly.